AUGGCUUACGCGGGCGAUCUUGUGAACCAUGGUGGAGAAAGGACGCGGGAGGCUUUCCCUAAAACCGUGUGCGGCAAUCAUGGCUCAAGACGCGCAAGUCAGUCCGAGAGAUGCCCCACUAGCGCCGAUGCCAUGAUGAAGCUAUACCGAGAGAACACGGCUACACUGGGUGGCGGUAUUAGUGAAUGCAAGGUAGGGAUGAGCCUCGCCAUUACAGUCUGUGUGGCAAUGCUUGGCCAGUUCAUGCCAUCGGUAGGCAUGUUGGAUGUUGCCCAUGAAUCGAACACGGCAUUUUUGAAGCCGAGUGAACAUGUUUAGUUUCGCAGACGAGCAUCAAAAGGUUCAAAGCAUGAGAUCAGCCGUGUCAGUCAUGAGGUUGGAACUGUGUAAAC
Bipolaris maydis ATCC 48331 is the source of this 392-nucleotide messenger RNA. The record is from RefSeq and is a predicted model, not a curated record. Lineage: Eukaryota; Fungi; Ascomycota; Dothideomycetes; Pleosporales; Pleosporaceae.